Molecule: messenger RNA, 787 nt
Organism: Schistocerca piceifrons (Central American locust)
Lineage: Eukaryota; Metazoa; Arthropoda; Insecta; Orthoptera; Acrididae
Product: solute carrier family 22 member 6-like
Exons: 5
Biological process (GO): transmembrane transport
Cellular component (GO): membrane
Molecular function (GO): transmembrane transporter activity
Source: RefSeq, a predicted model, not a curated record
AUGGUUCACCCGGAAGAUACGGCAUCCACCUCAAAUAUUGUCGAUAAAGACUACGAGAUUCAAGAAUAUGAUGUAACGACUUCAAGCUCUGUGGCUCCAAGCAGUAAGAUAUCUAACGACCCUCCAACGGACGGGGAGCGCGAGCCGGAGGCUGGCGGCGACGGCCUGGAGGCGGCGCUGUGGCGGCUGGGGCGGCCCGGCCGCUUCCUCUGGUCGGUCUUCCUGCUUUGCUCGCUGCCCGGCGUCUUCAACAUGUGGCACCUCACCUCGUACGUCUUCCAGGGCUACCGCGUCGACCACUGGUGCCACGUGGAGGCGCUCAGCGCCCGGGGCUGGAGCGAGGCCCAGGUGCGAAACAUCUCCGGACAAGGAGAAGCGGAGUCCUGUUCGUACUACAACUACAACUACAGUGCACUGGCUGACCUGGGCUUCGUGGACGCGCUCCAAGAGGUGCAGUCGCAGCCGCGGCCUCCGAGAGUCCCCUGCGUCAGCCACGACUACGAGGACCUCCACACCAUCACCUCACAGUGGGACCUGGUGUGUGAGAGGACUGCGCUUCGCUCCACGGCUCAGAUGGUCGUCUCUUUCGGGAAGCUGCUUGGCGCGCUCAUCUUCGGCUUCAUCGCAGACAGGGCGGGCCGCAAGACGAGCCUGACGCUGUCCUUCCUGAUCUACAUCGUGGUGGGCCCGCUGUCCGGGCUGCUCGCCUACUACUGGGUCUUCGUGGCGGCGCGCCUGCUCAUCGGCAUGGCGGGCGCCGGCUGCUUCAACUGCGGCUUCACCCUGC